Molecule: messenger RNA, 1065 nt
Organism: Lodderomyces orthopsilosis Co 90-125
Lineage: Eukaryota; Fungi; Ascomycota; Pichiomycetes; Serinales; Debaryomycetaceae
Product: DNA-3-methyladenine glycosylase II
Exons: 1
Coding region: 1-1065 (354 amino acids)
Biological process (GO): DNA alkylation repair; base-excision repair, AP site formation; base-excision repair
Cellular component (GO): nucleus; protein-DNA complex
Molecular function (GO): DNA-7-methylguanine glycosylase activity; DNA-3-methyladenine glycosylase activity; alkylated DNA binding
Source: RefSeq, a predicted model, not a curated record
AUGGGUCCAAUUACAAGAUCCAACAAAUCGGGGUUGAAAACAGCCGAAAACACGUCUCAAGUAUACCCAUUAGCAACUGAUGUGCCAACAGACAUCAAGAAGUCCACGUCAAAUGGAGUGUCCAAGGCGAAACCUAAACUUAAACCUGUACCGAAAGCUCCCAAGAACCCAUCGCAACUUAUUGAUAAAACUGACGCGUUGUUGAAACAGAACCAGCAGUUGGAAAUUCCUCUGAAUUUAUCACUACCCCAAGAAUUUAUUGAUUAUCAUACACCUGGAUUUAUCGAGGGCGUUAAAUACUGUAUUGAACGAGACCCUUCAUUGUAUCCUAUUGUCAUAAAGGAGAAUUUUACGGGAUUUGGAUCCAAGGCAUUUGAUGACAAAUUGGUUAAAGCUGAUGAUGAUCGUAUUCAUUUAUAUUGGUAUAGUUUAGUACGAUCGGUGAUUGCUCAACAAGUAAGUGGCGCUUCUGCUAAAUCUGUUGAAGGGAAGUUCAAGAACUUGUUUGUUGGUGAUGGAGUGAUACCGACAGCGAAGGCGACUCUUGAGAUGUCAGAGGAACAAUUAAAAAGCGUUGGAUUAUCACGUCAGAAAGUGAAAUAUGUUCAACAUAUAAGUCAAGUAUUUGCUGAUCCUAAUGAUAAAUUGACUAAGUUGGAAUUCUAUCGCAAUGCGACCGUGGAUGAAAUAUACAAUGAAGUGUGUAAAUUAAAAGGAAUUGGGUUAUGGUCAGCUAAAAUGUUUGCUAUAUUUACAUUAGAAGAAUUGGAUGUAUUUGCUGAAGAUGAUUUAGGUGUAGCUAGAGGUAUGGCCAAGUACCUUGAACAAAGACCACAGGUGCUUGCUGUAGCAAAAAGUGAGGUUGCCCAAGAUGAAGUGAAACAAGCUGGGUUGCAAAAACGGUCCAAGUUUUAUAAUAAACUGGACUCGAAACGGACUUGGAAACCUAUUCAUGAUGUAUAUGUACUUCAUGUGGCUGAAAAGUUUAAACCUUUUCGAAGUGCAUUUAUGAUGAUUUUAUGGAGAUUGAGUUCUACAAAUAUAGACGUAUUGGAUAAGGAAUAG